Caenorhabditis briggsae is the source of this 1152-nucleotide messenger RNA. The transcript is spliced from 11 exons. Gene Ontology annotation, molecular function: galactoside 2-alpha-L-fucosyltransferase activity. The record is from RefSeq and is a predicted model, not a curated record. Gene Ontology annotation, cellular component: membrane. Gene Ontology annotation, biological process: carbohydrate metabolic process. Bases 1 to 1152 code for a protein of 383 amino acids. Lineage: Eukaryota; Metazoa; Nematoda; Chromadorea; Rhabditida; Rhabditidae.
AUGCACUGUAUGUGGAGCCCAAAGUCAAAACUAGUCAUUUUAAUUGCAGUUUCCCUAAUAAUUUCAAUUAUCUUCCUCACAUGGUGCAUUCUACCGUAUGACUACAGUAAUAUCCCAAGGACCACACAUUGUGAUAAUAUUUUAAAAAACGAGACAAAGUAUUUAUUGUUCCCGAUGUUUACGAUAAUCAGUGGGAGUGGAUUAGGAAAUCAAUUAUUCGAAAUUUUCUCGCUUCUUGGAAUGGCUGAAAAAUUGAAUCGAACUGCAAUUUUCAAUAAAAGAGACUGGUUUUUGAAUUUUCGAUUAAAAAAUGUGAGGGAGAAAAUUCCGAAAAUCGCGGAAAAUGUGAGAUCGAUGGAUAUUGAGGUACGUUUUAGACUAAAUAUGAAAAUUCAAACGGUUUUGAUUACAUUGAAAUCAGACAAACUCAAUAAUACCAAUACUUCCAAAGUUACGCCCUCCAACUCCAUGCGAUAUAUAAAUUCUCCAGCUUGUUGUGAAUACAAUUUUCCUCACGUCCUCUAUUGUGAGCAAUCGAAAUUCGUUGUGAUCGAUGGAAGAUAUUUUCAGAGUUUCAAAUAUUUCGAAAAUUUCGAAUCUGAAAUUCGCGGCUUUUUUGUGCCAUCUGGAUUAGAAAUGGUGGAAGUUGAUUCGAUGAUUUCUUUUGACGAUUUGUCGAAAUUCAAAAAUUGCGUUCACAUUCGUCGUGGAGAUUUCGUGACCGAUGGACAGCAUGCUGGAAGUGAUCCGGAGUUCACUAGAAAUGCCAUUGAGUAUAUUUAUGAGAAAAAUCCCGGUCCAAUUUUCAUCUUCAGCAAUGAACAAAAUUGGGUGAAACAGGAAAUUUCGAAAAAAUCAAAAUUGAAAAAUGAGAUUCGAAUAAUGCCAACGCCAAAAGAGAAGCCGUUCAAGGAUUUGUAUUUUUCUCAAAAAUACUGUAAUUCGGUGUUAAUUACAGCUCCUUCCUCUACAUUUGGCUGGUGGUUAGGAUAUUUGUCAAAAAAUCAGACCAAUGUUUAUUUUAGAGAUAUUCGGGAAGUUGAGGAUAGUGUAAAAUACCAAAUGAUCGAUGACGAUUUUUUCCCUGCGAAAUGGAAUAAAUUGGGCAUGAUGAGCAAUAAUGGGACUAUUUUUCUGAAGAAAAAUGUCUGA